This is a messenger RNA of Melanotaenia boesemani (Boeseman's rainbowfish), 3986 nucleotides long. It is a transcript of the gene tmem62, whose product is annotated as transmembrane protein 62. NCBI's taxonomy places the organism in Eukaryota, Metazoa, Chordata, Actinopteri, Atheriniformes, Melanotaeniidae. The record is from RefSeq and is a predicted model, not a curated record. The transcript is spliced from 14 exons. The coding region runs from base 122 to 2116 and encodes 664 amino acids. Gene Ontology annotation, molecular function: hydrolase activity.
GCUGGAAGCUGGUGGGUAGCUAGCAGCUGGCUAACCUGCCUAGCUACCUCCUCCGCCUCUGAAGGCAGCUGGUCGGAACACUGAAUGAACCACGCACCUCAAUGCAUUUCCCGUGGGCACGAUGGCAGCGGCACAAACGACGGCGGCAGCUAGCCCCCUUUCUCGCCACUACAGGAGGAUGCUGAAGCUGUUUGGUGCACUGGUUAUCCUGGGACUGGCCCUGGCGUACAUCACCUCCUGGGUACUGGACAGCUAUGACACGGCUUGGCAUCCUAAACGGAGUGUUCGCCAACAGACUAUCAGUGACGGGGAUGAAUCCAAGGAAAGUUCUCCACCAUUUCCCGGCGACAAGUUGAGCAAUAUAUUCUGGUUUAUACAGGUGUCUGACAUCCACAUAAGUCGCUUUCGUGAUCCAAGACGGAUUCCAGAUUUUGAAAAGUUCUGCACCGACACCAUUGAAGUGAUCAAACCAGCUCUAGUGCUUGCAACAGGCGAUCUAACAGAUGCUAAAACAGAGAGUAAGUUGGGUUCGCUUCAACAUGAGGUAGAAUGGCAAGCCUACCACAACAUCCUGAAGAGGUCUCGUGUGAUGGAGCGCACCAGAUGGAUUGACAUUCGUGGAAACCAUGAUGCUUUCAACAUUAUUUCAUUGGACAGCAUCAACAAUUAUUACAGGAAAUACUCAGCUAAUCAGAAAAUAGGCUCGUUCCACUAUGUUCACAAAACUCCCUUUGGAAACUACUCAUUUGUCUGUGUGGAUGCCACCCUGACUCCAGGACCCAAGAGGCCAUACAAUUUCUUUGGUAUUCUCAACCAGACUCAGAUGGACUUACUGGACACGUUCCGUGUUGAGAGUCAGAAAAGCAACCAGUCGAUCUGGUUUGGCCACUACACCACCUCCACCAUUGUCUCCCCGUCUCCAGGAAUAAGGGACAUAAUGAGAUCUGCAGUUGCAUAUCUAUGUGGACACCUGCACACACUCGGUGGCCUGAUGCCCAUCCUCCACAGUCGACAUCCUCAAGGAACCUUAGAGCUGGAGCUGGGGGACUGGAUGGACAACCGCAGAUACAGGGUCCUGGCUUUUGAUCAUGACCUGCUGAGUUUUUCUGACCUGCGGUUUGAACAGUGGCCGGCAAUGCUCAUCACCAACCCUAAAGACGCACAGUACCUGCACCCAGGGGUGGAGCCGUUGGGUCGAAUACGAAGAUCGACGCACAUCAGGAUCUUGGCCUUCUCAGAGGCUCCUAUCACUGCAGUGCAUAUAAGUGUAGAUGGGGAACCUUUGGGUAGGGGCCGCUCAGCUGGAGGCCCUCUCUAUGUUCUGCUAUGGGACCCAUCUCUAUAUCUCACUGGACUGCACACAAUUAGAGUUAAAGUGGAGGACUCGGCAGGCCGGUCGUCUGUGCGGGAGCAGCACUUCACUCUGGAGGACAGUGUGAUCCCCAGCUUCGGUUUUGUUCAGUCCUUCAUCCUCCUCACAGACCAUUAUAUCCUGGGCCGAAUUGCCUUCAUAUUUACAGCGUUGCUGAAUGUUGGUGUGCUCCUCGCCUUCAGGUUUCUGCAUGUCCCUACUGGCAGAGGAUUUUAUUCUCAAGUGUGUAUGUCACUCCAUCUGGUCAGUAAGAUGGAUACCUUCUACUACUCCCUGCUUCUCUUCAACCUGUGUACAGCCUUGGGCCCAUGGUUCAUAGGAGAUCUGAUAGAUGGCCACAGCGGCGCCUGCUUCGCCUUCGGAGUGUUUAUUGAUGGACAUUUCCUAGAGGGCAGUCUCACUUAUGUUGUUGGAGUCAUUCAGCUGGUUUUCUUCAACAUGCCCCUCACCUUUUACCUCUGCUGGAGUCUCCAUCACCGUUGCUGUGGCAACACCUUCCGGUCCCACUUCCAGCGACCAGGCCGACGCUGCUGGACUCUUGCAGUUCACCUCUUCAUUCUGCUGCUGCUCACCUGGCAGGCGCACUCCUGCUACUUUCUCCUGGAGACCUACGGCCUCAUGGCUUUUUUCCUGUCUCCUGUCCGUACUUGGGCGUUAGGGCUCAGCCUCCUACUGAUCUACCGCGCCUGGACAGGCCCCGUCCCUCUGGUUCGCAACAACAGCAAAAACGCAUCUUCGUCUUGACAGUAAUUGCACUGUUCCACCACAUUUUCCCUCAAGCCUGACUCAUAGAUAUAUUUUACUGUCUCUCUUCACCCUUAAAGCCUGAAUUUUCCCCACACAGCAGCACCUCUGCUUUUUAUUUCCCCUUUCUAUCCAAACCCACUUCACAGUACAUCGAUAUCCUCUUCCUUCUAGUUAGUAUUGUUUACUUGAUAUGCAUGUUAUUGUAAAGCACCAAUGAGCACAUUUCUGCCCAUAUUCAUAGCAAUGUGUACAGUGUAAAAGGCAAAAACACUUUGGAUGCAUAAAGGGUAAAAUGGCCGAUAUGAGCUAUGUAAGGACUAUUCCAGCAUAUGCUGUGGCUUACGGUGUACUGUAUCAGGGCUGUAUCCUGCUGUGGUUUAAGCUGACUCAUUUACUUGAGAAUUAGCACUUUUUUUGGAAGUGUUGCCUUGGCUUAACGCCACUUCACCACUGCCAAAGGAUGAAUAAGAAUAAUUUAAUGUUUUUUUUUUUUUUGUUUUUUUUUCACCCCCCCAGAGAACCAUUUUCAUUUGCUGUUGAAGGCUGGAUGUGCCAAAACGAGCCUCAUGUUUACCUACCGAUAUAAAUCAUGUGCAUAGGAAAUCGGGUACAGCGCAUUUUUGUAUGUUAUUCUGCAACUUUCUAUCUUCCCACAGCUUACGGAACAUGAUAGUUGCAGCAUAGACGAUCAUAUUCUUACGUUUAUUCUUCAUGUAAUUUCAAGACAUCCAAGAAGCUCUUUUAAGUACUGUUGUAGAGCUGGGAACAAGUAUUUCACGAAUGAAAGUGUCUUUAAAUCUAAUCAAUUCCACUGCAAACAACUGCCAGUACAAACAAAACAUCGGCGUACUGAAAAAAUUUCACCAACACACAAAAAGCCGGCUUCACUUUCCUCACUCCUUCGCACGUAACUACAGAAAGCAGCUGUUUGUUUCUCAGGAAUGUGAGCACUUAAACAAAGAGCUGGUCCCAGUAGUAUUUCAGGACAAUGUUUUUAUACUUAAUAGUUCAGUGAACUAAAACCAUGUUAAACAAUCCAGAUGUGUGGUGGCUAAAAACAAAAAAAAAACUGGAAAAAAACAACUAAAUGAAUGUGGUAUAGCUGUGGUAAAAUAAGAUGAAAUACUAUAGGAUUUUAUUUAUUCAUUUUGACUGUGUUAUGUGAUUUUUAUUUCUUCCUCAUGUGAUCAGCCUGCACAGGAAAAAUGUAUUUUUUCAGCUCAGUUACAAGUUUUGUAAGAGAGAUAUAAUUUGACAGAUCUGUGAGUGAACAUGUCUCUGUGUUCUGAAUGUUAUUUUUUUGUGAAUGUGUGAACGCAGUAUACCGUAUCUGUUGCACUGUAAUUCAAUCCUAUUUAGUAAGUAGUCGCAAUUGCCUUGUUUCCACAGGAACUGAUCUAAAACAGUACAUAAAUACAGUUACAAUCACAUGCAUUGAGUUUUUUAAAGGAGAAAACAUUAAGAGUUACAUCCCUUUUUUAAUCAUUAUACCCAGCAUGACUGCAGAGUAAUAAGACAGAUAAUUUAAUAUAAGAACAGCUGCUACAACUGAGGAAAUUAAAUUUUGUGCACUCUUGCUGGCAGAAGUUUAAUAACUUUUUCCCUACACUCCAUAGUCAAGUCAUAUAUUUGAAAUUUAUUCACUUAUCCAAAAAAUGCACAGUACCUUUGUAUUAAGGAGUGUAAUCUGUCCACAUGGAGGCAGUAUUAAAUGGAUUUGGGCAGUAAGGGAAGUACUAGGGAUUAUCAUUUCCACCUCAAAAUAAAGCAUGACUUUAUUUUUCAUAUUCCUCAAUAAAGCACCAAAACAUUAUCUUGUAAUGACAGUUCAAUGGCACUAAUUUAAACCUGCACUGACUGUUCACAA